Molecule: messenger RNA, 807 nt
Organism: Acromyrmex echinatior (Panamanian leafcutter ant)
Lineage: Eukaryota; Metazoa; Arthropoda; Insecta; Hymenoptera; Formicidae
Source: RefSeq, a predicted model, not a curated record
AUUCAUAUUCAGGUUCCGUCGCUUCAUGGCGUUCGUGCACGGAAACGUAAACAAUGACGUAUAGCUAUUAGUUGUACUCAGCUGACCUUUCAUAAUAAAGAAAAUGCGAUCGAGCAUGGAAUUGACGGAAUGUGCCAUAGCGAAACGACGAAAGAAGUGGAAGAAGAAGCGACGCUUGAAGCGCUUGAAGAAACGGCUGCGCGAGCGAGAGGUUAGGUUCAACGCGAGUCGUUGGAUGGCCUUCCCCGAGUAUGUUACGGAUGCACGACAGACGCUAGCGACGGGCACGAUGCAAGCCGAUGCUUUCUGGAAGAAUUAUGCCGUGGCCCAGGAAUGGCAAAAACGACAUAGCAUAACCUGGUGGAGGUCACGUUGCAUCGCCCUGGAGCACGAAAAUAAACUGCUGCGCGACAAAGUGAGAUCCCUGGCUCAACAUCGAGGCUAUCGUGGCUUUCGGGAGAAUUAUAAUUAUCGUGCGGAUAACGACAAUGACGCUCAGGAAGAUAAUGACACGGAAUCGGAUACAAACGAGGAUCUGGAGUUCAACGUGACCGAGGAUUUGUUGAACUUUUUCGAGACUAGCGAAAGGCACAAGCGAGAGAUGCAGCUAAAACGUGAAAGUAGUGAGACCGAGUAUGAAGAGGAAAAUUUAGAGGAAUCCUUCGUUGAUGCUGCCGAGAGUACCCAGAUGAAAAAAGAUGAGGCUGACCUGCUGCAAGGUGAUGCCGGCUCUAAGAUAUUGGCGAUGGAAACCACUCCACAAAGCACGAUAGAGCAAUACGAGGAUACAGCGAAUUGAUAAUAUUA